GAAAUUUUGUGCAAUAAAUAAGUUUUUAAUUUAGUUUAAUUCAAAAAAAAAUCAAGAAAUAAAAUAUUCCGUACGGGAACUGUUAAAACAGAAAAGAGAAGAAAGAAAAAAAUAAUCAACAAGUGGUGCAUAAAAAAAAAGUUUUCAUGUGAAAAUUCAUGAACAUUUAUAACUUAAGACAAAAAAAAAAUAAAUAAAUUUAUAGUUAAAUGUGUUGAAAAUAGGAACUUAAUAGACAAGUCAGUUAGUAGUCAGACAAAAAGGAAACUUAUUGACUUGCUAAGGAUAUUAUUAGUUAUACAAAAAUUAUUAUCAUAUUGGAAAAAUAAAAGCAAAGAAGUAGUGAAUAGUGAGGCUUCCAUCGCAGACAUAAAACAGUCGAAAUAAAAAUUAUUCGGACCCAAAUGGAUAUGACAAUGGACGUUUACGGUGACAAUGAGGUCAACGAUCUCAAAGAGCUAUGGGAAACUGAUUUAGAUAUGAAUGACUCGCUGAAGCUUACACCAACGGAUAUAACUGAUUGGUUUAUGGAUUGUGAAACUGAUGCUGAUGAUCAGAAGAUUCCUCAUGUUAUAUUAAAUGAUAAACUUAUGACAGAUGCAAUCUUUGGAACUGUGGUGCCAAUUAAAGCCGAACAUAGCUACAGUCUCACUUCCGAUGGUGAUUCUAUGCCUGAUUCUCCUUCCGAUGCUACAAAAAUUGACGAUCUUGACGAUAACAGUUGCCCAAUCAAUAUGAACAUGAUCAGCUAUAAUCAGAGUGACAGCAACAACAAUAACACCGCACUUAGCAGUCAGAAACAGAAGCAGUUUCUGCGACUUCUGAGCAACAGCAGUGCUCUUUAUGCAAAAAACUCCUCCACUUAUUACAAUCAGCCAAAGAGUUACAGUGGCUCAAACUCGUCAUGUUCAAGCAGUGAGGCUGACAUUGAUGACAUCACAAUUGUAAAGGAGGAACCUUUAUCUCCACAUUCCAGUUGCCCGCCAUCUCCACAUAAUAGCUUUGGUAAUACAUUACCGAGCAUUUCAUCAAUCAACCCCGACUUGAUGUAUGAUCGCAAGCCAUCGCUGAGAAGUCAAGAUCAGAACUACCUUACCUCUUCAACCUGCACCACUACAUCACGAAUCAAAACAGAACCUCAAGUUUCUAAUUUUGGUUUGCCUCCAACACCGCCUCUAUCGUCGCUAGGAGACGAGACAAAAGGGAAUUCAAGUCCCGAACAUAAUAAUAGUAGUAGUAGUAAUAAUGCCACACCUGCAAUCACCUCCACUUCAAGCAGCUCGAAAAAGUCGCAGAGUGCGUCACAUUCCACACGUGGAUAUUCAAGUUCCACCCGCCAACCAAUUCACACGCCAUUAAUCAGUAGCCAACCGAAGGGUUCAACUGGUGAUCUUAUUCUAACCGAUGAAGAGAAACGCACAUUGUUGGCUGAAGGCUAUCCAAUCCCACAAAGACUUCCACUUACAAAAGCCGAAGAAAAGUCACUAAAGAAGAUUCGGCGAAAGAUUAAGAAUAAGAUCUCAGCACAGGAAUCACGCCGCAAGAAGAAGGAAUACAUGGAUCAGCUAGAAAGGCGUGUAGAGAAGCUCGUCACUGAAAACAACAACUUCCGACAGAAAGUAAAAGCACUUAGUGAUGAGAACAGCAAUCUUCUUAGAGAAUUGCAACAACUUCUGUUCUCAAGCUUCCCUAAAAACCAGUCACUUGUUAUCAGCCGAACAGCGAAACGUCUACUGCGUGCUGAGAAAGACGAGAUGAUUGAAUCAAAUGUGGAAUAAAUCAAUAAUUCAAGAUUUGAUUGUUUCGUCCGAACUUAAUUGAAUGUUUCUUCAACGACGAAUUACUUAAUUGGAUAUAUUAUGAAUGAAGGAACGAAUUCUUCCGCAGACUAAUUUUUAUUUUUUUUGACUUGACUUACAAUUAUUCAAUUUUUAUUUUGCAUAAUGUUAUGAAGUGAAAACCACAAUUUUUAGAUAAUUAUAAUGAUUAAAUAUAAUGAAAAAUGAAGAGAAAAUGAAAAAUGAAAUAAAAAUC
Messenger RNA from Chironomus riparius, 2034 nucleotides. The record is from the annotation of a GenBank genome assembly. Lineage: Eukaryota; Metazoa; Arthropoda; Insecta; Diptera; Chironomidae.